Molecule: messenger RNA, 3190 nt
Organism: Pogonomyrmex barbatus (red harvester ant)
Lineage: Eukaryota; Metazoa; Arthropoda; Insecta; Hymenoptera; Formicidae
Biological process (GO): proteolysis; peptide catabolic process
Cellular component (GO): membrane; cytoplasm
Molecular function (GO): peptide binding; zinc ion binding; metalloaminopeptidase activity
Source: RefSeq, a predicted model, not a curated record
UUCACUUGCUAUUCAGCAUUUCGGUUUGACACGUCGUUUGUGAGACUACUUACUGGAGGGUACAAAAUCGUUAACAAAUGAAGAUCUUACGAAAACAUUUAUUCCUUUGCACAUUAAUCACAUUAUUCAGUGGAAAUGUAGCAGACAAACCUUUUUUUCCUGAUGAUGCUGUAAUCCAAACUGCGAAUUUUAAACAAGAUGAUAAUUCUAUCGACUACAGAUUACCAACAGCUAUCAAACCCAUUUCAUAUGAUAUUAAGCUGAUCCCGAAAUUAAAAGAUGAUUUUAAAUUUGAGGGUUAUACAACAAUUAAAGCAUUGGUAAAGCGCACAACUAACCGUGUUACGUUGCAUGUGGGAAAUAUUAAAAUUGAAUCAGUAUUUAUAUGCUCACGUAAUAACAAAAGAUUUUCUUAUAAAUAUGACAAUGUUACUGAGAAGUACACUAUUACUAGCCCAAAACCAUUUAAAAAAGGCAGAAUUAUACUGAUUAACUUUAAGUACAGUGGAAUCUUAACCGACAACUCGCUCGGAUUCUAUAAGAGUUCUUAUUUCGAUAAGAACGGACAGAUUAAAUGGUUAGCUGCGACACAAUUCGAAGCGAUAUAUGCGAGACAUGCCUUUCCAUGUUUUGAUGAGCCAGGUUUUAAGGCUAAAUUCAAAUUUCAUAUAGCAAGAGACGAAAGUUACCACUGCUUGAGUAACAUGCCGCUAGAUAAAUCUGUACGAGCACCGGGAGGCAAGGUCUGGGAUGUUUUUAAGGAAACCAUCCCAAUGUCUACUUACACGGUGGCCUUCAUCGUUUCGGAAUUUGAGUCUCUCAAAGUAGAUAAUUUUAGAGUGUGGGCCAGACCAUCUGCCUUAAAUCAAGCCAAAUACUCUUUGGAUCUUGGCGUUACAGUUCUUGAUGUGCUUAAUAAUAAAUUCCAACUAAAUUAUUUUCUCCCUAAAAUGGAUAUGGUAGCCGUACCCGACUUUGAUGCAGGAGCUAUGGAAAACUGGGGAUUGGUGACAUAUCGCGAGACUGCAAUGUUAUACGAUGAAAAAGAAUCGUCUGCGGUAGACCAACAGUGGAUGGCUAUUACAGUUGCUCAUGAACUUACGCAUAUGUGGUUUGGAAAUUUAAUUACCCCAGAAUGGUGGAGUUGCCUUUGGCUCAGUGAAGCGUUCGCCACAUACUUUGAGUAUCAUGUUACUGCGGAGAUCGAGAAAAAGUGGAAUCUGAAGGAACAGUUUGUCGUAGAUCAACAUCAAGUUGCAUUAAUAAUUGAUGCUGUUGAAUCUUCUCUUCCAAUGACUCGAGAGAUUUCUAGUAGUUCAGAUAUCACAGGAGCAAGUGAUCAAAUUACUUAUGCGAAAGGAGGCAGUGUUGUUCGUAUGAUGAAUCUUGUAUUCAGUGACGAGGUCUUUAUGGCCGCAUUGCAAAACUAUUUGAACAAGAACAAAAGGAAAGGACUGGGUAAUCCAGAUGCUUUAUGGAAGGAAAUACAAAAACAAAUAGAUGUCGAACAUUCAACAUCAGAUAUUUCUGUAAAAUCAAUAAUGGACUCUUGGACUACGCAAUCCGGAUAUCCUGUUGUGUCAGUUAACAUUAAUGACGACGGUGUAGUAAAUCUUAGUCAAGAACGCUUCCUCUUGAGGAACUUAGAUAAGACUUCGACGAAUGUCACUUGGUACGUUCCACUCACAUUUGCCACACAGAGUAACCCAGAUUUUAGUAACACAAUUCCGAAAUAUUGGAUGAAUACCAAAGAGACCACUGCAGAAUUCAAAAUUAAUCCGAAAGAAUGGGCCAUAUUCAAUCUUCAAUCAUCAGCUUUCUAUCGUGUAAAUUACGAUGAUCGUGGAUGGCAGCGCAUUUUCGAUUUCUUGAAAAGCGAUAAAUUCGAAGAAAUUCAUGUAUUAAACAGAGCCGCCAUUGUAGACGAUCUAUUAAAUUUGGGUAGAACAGGAUAUCAAAAUAACGAUGCGGUUUUAGACAGACUGCUUUAUCUUAAGAGAGAAACAAAUUAUUUGCCAUUUAAAGCAGCACUUAAAGGUUUAGACUACUUUAAUAAGCGAUUUACAGGAUCCGCGGAACACAACUUAUUCAAGACGUAUGUCUUGUCUCUUAUUAGUAAUAUACGUUCUGAGCUUGGAUAUGAAGAUCGUAAAAAUGAUGACAGAUUAACAGUUCUGUUGCGACGAUUAGUGCAUAAUUGGGCUUGUAAUUUUGACGACGAUGAUUGUGUAACAACUUAUACCAAGAAGUUUAAUCAGUGGAGAGCAAAUCCUUCUAAUCGUAUCAAUCCUAAUGAAAGAACCACCGCGUACUGCACAUCCAUAAGACAUGGAACUUCUGAAGACUGGGAAUUUUUAUGGAAAGACUAUUUUAAUUCUAACGUUGCAGCGGAUCAAAUGGUGAUUCUAGGUGCUUUGGGAUGCAGUCAGAAUACCACCAUUUUAGAAAAAUAUUUGGGAUAUGCUAUGACUGAUUUUGAAAUCAAUCGAAUUCGUAAGAUGGAUAGUAUGAGUGUCUUCGCUGCUGUUUAUAAUUCUGGACCGCUUGGGGCAGAGUAUGUGCUUGACUUUGUUGGUAAACAUUAUAGGGAAAUGGAGAAAUACUUUGGAGACCAGGCAACAAUAUCUUCAAUUCUCAAUGCAGUGUCGCAACGUCUUUCUACACCAGAAUUAGUGAACAAAUUUGAAGAAUUCAUAAACAAUUAUAAACAGGACUUUGCACCUAUCGAGAAAUCUCUGAAAUAUUCUUUAAGGGUUGCUAAAUAUGAAUUAGAAUGGCAUAAGUCUCAUUCGUCAUCUAUGAUUGAAUGGUUACAAAAAUAUAAUACCGCUUCUUAAUAAACUUAUAUUUUAACAUCUUCUAUCAACGAUCUAAUAUUAUGUCAACCAGAUUUUAAAUCUAAUUAAUUUAGAUAUUCAGGCAAGGUUGUGUAAUUUACUACUUUCAAUUUAAUGUUUAAGACAAAAGGGAUGGGUUGUUACACUAUUAAAUUCUUAAACUUUAAAGCUGAAUUGUAUUAUAUUCUGUUCAGUUUUUGUGUGAUACAAUUAUUUGUUAAAUACAUCUUAAUUAAACAAUUAUAUUAUAAUAUAUCAUAUAUUAUUUGCUAAUUAAAAAUUGAAGCUGUAUAUCAAGAUAAUUUCAUUAUGUAUAUAUUUGCUUUAAUAAAUAUAUAAAUAUGUUUGAAUUU